UAAAAUUUCCGAUUUCGAGGUGGCAAUUGUCCGGGUAGCCUGGAGGGCAUGGAACGCGAGAGAAAGUCGGAGUUGGCAACACGACUGCGGAAAAGAAAAUGGCGGCAAAUUUGGAGGAUUCGGGCGACGGGGCCGAGAUCGACGAGCGAACCGACGACAAGCCCGACAAACUGACGAGAAUUCCUCUGUCCAGAGUCAAGACUCUGAUGAAGUUGGAUCCGGACGUCACCCUUGCCAGUCAAGAAGCCGUUCUGCUGGUGGCCAAGGCCACGGUCGGAACUUUUUGUGCAGUCAUUAGCAAAAGAAGCAUAUACUUUCACUCAGCAAGCAAAGAAAAAAACAUUACAGAAGAAAGACAUAGAAUCUUCAGUUGGUGUAAUUGAUGCAUUUGUGUUUUUAGAAGGUGUUUUGGAUUGAAAUUGCAACUCCAAAGUCAGAAAAUUCAACCUUCGGCCGGAAGAGCAAACUCUUUUGGCAGAUUGGCAUUUUAAAAAGUGCGUACUACGUGUAAAGUUAAUAUUACGUGUUGUGAAGUUAUAAUCGGUCGAUAAUAGUAAAUGUAAUAAAAGAUCAGAGAGAAUUGUUUUAAGUUCAUGUUUGAAAUUUUGUUUAAUAUGCAUUUGUAUAUUUUUACUCUAUUUUUAUAGUUUUCUUUGUAUGUGUAGUUUAGUAAAAUUGUGUACACUUCAUAAAAAACAUGAAUGUGUUAUUUAUUCUAAAAGAUCAUAUCUAUUUUGUAUUACGUAUAAAUAUUUACAUUUGAAUUACAAUGUAUUAAUUUUUGCUGUAUAAUUUUGCAAAGAGUGAUGAAAGUAAAUGCACUAUGCAAUUUUCCUUAUUAAAGUGAACCUAGAAAAAAAUGCACCAUUUAGAAGGAUGGAGAACCUUUGGAUAAAAAUGAAAUUAUCUGUAGUUUAUGGCAAGGAACCUUGCAAAAGUGUAAGAGUUUUUCUUGCAUUAAGUGAAACCAAAUGAAUGUCAAACUGGGAAACUUAUUUGAUUAGUUGCAAAUAUAUUGAAAUUAUUAUAAUACGGAUGACACUAAUAAUUGAGAUUUUAUUUUGAAUCUCCGAAAGUUACACCAAAACAGUUGCAACUUAACGUAAAUUAAGUCAUUGCUAUCCAUGGGCCAGACAAGUAAAUUACCAAAUCAUAUUUUAUGAUGCCGUAAUCAUUAGUUUUCCACGAGUGACAUCUGCACAGUUAGCGAGUCUUAGAAAUUUCAGGAAAAACAAAAAGUUGACCAGAUUUGCUCGGUGAGGAACUCUACAUAAAAAUGUAGUUUUUGUUUUCUUAUUUGGCAUUGUUUGCCGAAUUUCGUUGUAGAAAACUCAUCUUUAUAUAAAUAAGGUUUUCAUUAAUGCACUAGGUAAUUAUUUGAAAUAAUGAGUUUUAGCAUGCUCUUAUUAAACUGUGAUUUAUAUAAAAUCUUUGUUUCACUGCAAUACUAGUACAGAAUAAUUUUGGUUUUAAAAAGACAAAAGUCAGAAAAGAAUGACGACAAUAAUGUAAAUAAUAAAGCUAGAAUUGUGAGCAAGGAGAUUUUAUGCAAAUAACACCAGAAACAAUAAAACAUUUUAUCAUCAUUGGAUAAUAAUGACACCAACUUAAUUAUUUCUGAUUUCAUUCUUAACACAAACAUGAAGUUUUUAAAAUUAGUCAAUUCAACUCAUAAUUCAAAUAUAGGAAAGUAUUUUGAUUUUACUAAAAUAUCAUUUGUACAUAUUAUCAUUAUAAUUUUAUAUAAAUAGAUAAAAUUUAGUUUUUUAGUUAGUAUCUGCAACAGUAUGUAGUUAUAUUUAAUGACAAGCUUGAUUGAAGUUAAGUCAAACUUGAUGUAUAUAUUAGCAAAUUAAAACCAUCUAUUAAAAUAUCUCAUUUCAAAACCAAUCAUUUUGCAUGUUGUUUGUUUUUUUUUUUUGAUGUGCCGCGUCCGUGUAGUAUUGGUCGACAUAAGUAGACCUAGGUGGCGAGACUUUGCCUCUGAUAGCUUUUUUUUUUGUGUGAAUAUGGGAAAAUUUAAGGCAAACAGGAAGGGAGCAAGGUAUCAAUUGUCAGAUAGUAAUAAGUAAGGAAGUGACAAAAAGAGACAAGUAAGUAAUAUGCCAUUCAAGAAAAGAACAUUAGGAGAUUACAGUAUAAUGACAGUGUGCAUCCCCUAUAAAGAUUAUCCAUUAAGAAAUUAAUUUUGGGAAUUUAACAUCAAACUGAAACACAAGAAACAAUGAAUUGUUUUUGUCAAGAAAGGUUUUAGAACAGCUGCUAUUGAAAAUUCUCAUAUGUUAAGUAACAAUUAGUACAACCGAUUAGC
Molecule: messenger RNA, 2311 nt
Organism: Centruroides sculpturatus (bark scorpion)
Lineage: Eukaryota; Metazoa; Arthropoda; Arachnida; Scorpiones; Buthidae
Product: DNA polymerase epsilon subunit 4-like
Exons: 4
Coding region: 99-383 (94 amino acids)
Cellular component (GO): nucleus; epsilon DNA polymerase complex
Molecular function (GO): protein heterodimerization activity
Source: RefSeq, a predicted model, not a curated record